CGCUGCUGCUGAUGACGCACAUGGGAUGUGUCGCUCAGCCUCUGUACAUCAUCUGAGACUCUGUCAUCCACUUUGUGACAACAAGGAGGAACAGCAUCGUUUCUGUAUCGUGUCAACUUCAACACUUCGGUCUCCAUCACAGCUGCAGGGACGCAGGGCUGUUGACGCAUUCGUUGGCGCACACACACACACACAUACACAAACAUACACACACCACACACACACGGGCUGUGGAUGUCCGGGGAGCUGGAGCUGGGCCGACACACCGUCACCGACAGAACCAGCAGAGGGUUGUUUUUGCCAGACGAACCGCACGGCUGCUCGGCUCGCUACUGACGGCAAAAGCAGGCAUGGACGACAAGUCAUUCACCAAGGAGUUGGACGGAUGGAUCGAGCAGCUGAACGAGUGCAAACAGCUCUCAGAGAACCAGGUCAAAGUCCUGUGUGAGAAGGCCAAGGAGAUCCUGACCAAGGAGUCCAACGUGCAGGAGGUGAGAUGUCCGGUGACGGUCUGUGGAGAUGUCCACGGUCAGUUUCAUGACCUGAUGGAGUUGUUCAAGAUCGGGGGAAAGUCUCCAGACACCAACUACCUCUUCAUGGGGGACUAUGUUGACAGAGGCUACUACUCUGUGGAGACUGUCACACUCCUGGUUUCUCUGAAGGUAAGGUUUCGUGAGAGAAUCACAAUUCUCAGAGGGAACCAUGAGAGCAGACAGAUCACACAAGUGUACGGCUUCUACGACGAGUGCUUGAGGAAAUAUGGAAAUGCAAAUGUUUGGAAGUACUUCACAGAUCUGUUUGACUACCUGCCGCUCACUGCACUAGUAGAUAACCAGAUCUUCUGCCUCCAUGGAGGAUUGUCCCCUUCAAUAGACACACUGGAACACAUCAGAGCACUGGAUCGCUUACAGGAAGUCCCUCAUGAGGGUCCCAUGUGUGACUUGCUUUGGUCAGACCCAGAUGAUCGUGGUGGUUGGGGCAUCUCACCCCGUGGUGCCGGUUACACCUUCGGGCAGGACAUUUCUGAGACCUUCAACCACGCUAAUGGCCUCACUUUGGUCUCAAGAGCCCACCAGCUUGUGAUGGAGGGCUAUAACUGGUGCCAUGACCGCAAUGUAGUGACGAUCUUCAGUGCACCAAACUAUUGUUAUCGUUGUGGAAACCAGGCCGCAAUCAUGGAACUUGAUGACACAUUGAAAUACUCAUUCCUACAGUUCGACCCUGCACCACGCAGAGGAGAACCCCACGUGACGCGGCGUACCCCUGACUAUUUCCUGUAAAGAUCACUACAGGCUACAAAGGGGACGAGAAGCUUUCAUUAUCCCACGGACCAGAAAACAAACGUGUGCCAUAAUCACAAUGAAACGAAAACUAUCACAUUAACUAAAGACCACCGUCCUUUCCACUUUUUCCUCUCUGUGCAUGAUGUUUUUAUUGCUAGAAAACGAUUGCUACUCUGAAAAUAACAGUAACAGUACCUGCUGGUUUGUCAGGAAGACUGAAUGAACUGCUGAGAAUCAUAAGAUGUGUAAGUAAUCUUUGUGUUAGGGCGUAAAUGAUGAGCGGAGUGUGUUGCCACAUCAUGGCACCCUCACUGCGUCUUUCACCUAGCAUGGCCUCUAAUCAAAGGUUGCAGUAAAUAUAAUGUGAACUGUUUUCUUUUUGUAACUGGAGCGCAGCAAUUUAUUUUGUGAAGUUACAUGAUAGGGUUGGAUGUCAGAAAUGAAAAUGUUCUCUUUGCACUUUUGUAUUUAUCACAUGAGCGACUGCGUUCUUUUAUACCCUGUUUUAGUGUAAGUAGCUCUCUCUCUGCUCUGCUGUGUCUGAUGAGAGUUUGUGUAUUUCAUAUAAGUAGGCAACACUGGUACAGAUGGGAUCAGUUGUAAAAUAGUAAUAACAAAAAAAACCCACUAUAUGUUUUGCAGCCACAGCCAUACGAAAUAAAGACUGAAGUUACUUCAACAAUUGGAGGAUUUCUAUUCGAUUCUGUUGGUGGCAUGAUUUCCUACAGCACUCGUCAGCCACCACUAGAUGGAAUCAAACACCAGAAACAGCAGAUGAUCAGCUCAAAUAAAAAUAAUCUCACUGAUAUGCAGGAUUAGUGUGAGUGGGCAGGAAAUUGGUUCAUUUUAUUGAUCAUAUUAUUUAUUGUUUUGUAUUUGUAUUGCAGGGAUUUGUGACAUCAUGAUUUUGAAACAUAAAAUUGUCCAGACUGCUGGUUUGCAUUAUGUAACUUUAAGCAAGCCCAGAGUAAUUUUGCUUUUUAAUUGUGUAGUAUUUUCUUAUAUAAUGUUUAUGUAUUCAUUGUUUUAUGUAUGAAUUUAUUCAUAUAAUACAAAUAAUGUUUUAUUUCAAAGAAUUCUUGCUUAUUCCACAAAGGCAUUACAAUGUUACUUUUAAACGUUGUGCACUAAGUCUUGCUGUGUGUGUGUGUGUGUGUGUGUGGAAACGCUGCAAAGUUUUACGAGUGAAUAAUGAUAUUACUGCCUGUGAAUCAACGUGGCGACAAUGUCAGAGCGUCAACGGAUAUGUGGUGUUCUG
Paralichthys olivaceus (Japanese flounder) is the source of this 2541-nucleotide messenger RNA. RefSeq names its product serine/threonine-protein phosphatase 2A catalytic subunit alpha isoform-like. Gene Ontology annotation, molecular function: protein serine/threonine phosphatase activity. Gene Ontology annotation, cellular component: cytosol. Gene Ontology annotation, biological process: mitotic cell cycle. NCBI's taxonomy places the organism in Eukaryota, Metazoa, Chordata, Actinopteri, Pleuronectiformes, Paralichthyidae. The record is from RefSeq and is a predicted model, not a curated record.